Messenger RNA from Penicillium chermesinum, 1512 nucleotides. Its product is annotated as arylsulfotransferase family protein. Bases 1 to 1512 code for a protein of 503 amino acids. The transcript has 2 exons. The record is from RefSeq and is a predicted model, not a curated record. Lineage: Eukaryota; Fungi; Ascomycota; Eurotiomycetes; Eurotiales; Aspergillaceae.
AUGAUAUCUUUUACAAGUCCAACGACCAGUCUUGUCUUGCUGGCUAUAGGCUCUGCUUAUGCCACUACAGAGGCUGGGAAAUGGCCCUAUCAAACAUUCGUGACCGAACCAGAUUUUCAUCCUCCCAUCUUUGACAUUGAGAAAAAUGAGGAGGCGAUAGCAGAAGGUCUGAUCCUCUUCACUCCUUCCACUGAAAGCCGAGCCAACAUUGCUGCAAAGGAACUUGCUUCGGCGAUGAUAAUGACUGAUGAUGGCGAGCUUGUAUGGAACGGCGACACCGCGAAGCCGCAGACCAACCUCUUUGUCCAACAACUUGAUGGAAGACCGGUUUUGUCCCAUUGGCGGGGUACUGGCUCUAAUACCGGCCAUGGAUACGGUUCCACUACAAUUGUCGACGAUACCUACAGUGCCAUCUACGAGAUCUGUCUUCAAGGCGACUUUGUCACUUCCGACGGAACAUCUCACGACUGCUACAACGAUCUCCACGAGUCCUUCAUCACUGAUGAAGGAACUAUCCUGGUGACUGCGGUCAAUGCGACUACCGCCAACCUGACUUCCGUGGGCGGUCCACCAGACGGGUGGAUAUGGGAUACCAUGUUCUACGAGAUCGAUGUCAAGACUAAUGAGACCGUGUUCCGCUGGAGCCCUUACGAGGCCGGUAUCUCUUUCAAUCAGUCGAAGGCUACUUUUAGCAGCGGUGAUGCAGGGGACGGCACCAAGGGAACGCCCUGGGAUUGGUUCCACAUGAAUGCCGUGCAACGUAUUGGGAACAAGUACCUUGUCAAUUCUCGUCACACUUGGUCUACCUACCUGCUCGACAGCAAGGGGGGCAUUGAAUGGCGAAUUGAUGGCGGCGAUGGCGGUGACUUUGUGCUGCCUUUCGCUGAUCUCUUCAGAUGGCAACAUCAUGCUCGCGGCUAUAACUUGACCGACUCAUCUGUCGAGAUCCAUUGGUUCAACAACAACAACACCAACUGGGACAAUACCACUACCACUUCCGGUCUGAAGCUAAGCCUGGAUUUAAAGGAGAAGACCGCCACACUCCUGGAAGUAUUUGAAGAUCCCACGGAUCCUAUCUACACUGAUUCCCAGGGAUCAUUCUGGCCCUUGCCCAAUGGAAACACUCUUAUUGGCUACGGAAGUAUCCCGAAGAUCAAGGAAUUCGGCCCUGAUGGCAACCCCCGUAUGACCCUGACCUUCGGCGAGAACGACUUGGUAAUGUCCUACCGAUCCUACCGCCAGAUCUGGCAUGCCACUCCUCACUACCCGCCCAAGGCCUGUGGUAGUGAUAAGGUGGUUUAUAUGAGCUGGAAUGGUGCUACUGACGUGACUGAUUGGGUCGUUUAUGGUGGGAGCUCCAGGGAAAGCCUGUCACAGCUUGGAAAGGUUGCUAAGGACGGCUUUGAGAAUUCAUUUAACUUGGAAUCCUUCGCUGCAUACGUGCGGGUUGAGGCAUAUGACGGAAGCAAGUUGCUUGGUAAGUCAGAUGUCGUUACUGGAGAGUCGUGCUAG